Molecule: messenger RNA, 7601 nt
Organism: Dermacentor silvarum
Lineage: Eukaryota; Metazoa; Arthropoda; Arachnida; Ixodida; Ixodidae
Product: probable serine/threonine-protein kinase yakA
Exons: 6
Coding region: 661-2847 (728 amino acids)
Biological process (GO): cell fate commitment; positive regulation of transcription by RNA polymerase II; negative regulation of transcription by RNA polymerase II
Molecular function (GO): RNA polymerase II cis-regulatory region sequence-specific DNA binding; zinc ion binding; DNA-binding transcription factor activity, RNA polymerase II-specific
Source: RefSeq, a predicted model, not a curated record
GUAGCGUGCGUCUUGCGACACAAGCGAGCUUCGCAACGGCUCGCCCUUCUCCAUCGAAGGCACGGGCUGUCACCGAAGCCGCCCGACGCUACUGCUGACUCAAGAUCGGGCCCCGAAACACCGCGACGCGGCCAAUCACAGCCGUCGCUUCUCUUUACACGUGCGGAUCCGCCAGUGGCGGCAAAGGCUAGCCGGACGCUGGCACGCGGUUCAGUGUCUCGCCGACGAUGCACAAGAGACAGAGGACCCGCUGAAAAAAAAAAAAAGAAAAAAAAAAAACCGCGCGCUGCGCAUGCCCGCGCCUUCAGUGCAUCGUGCACUCACACACACACACACGGGCGCGCGCGCACACGCCACCACCGCCCCGCGCUUUGCCUCCAGCAGUUCCUCCCAGUGGCCGUGGUUGCUAGCUUGUUAAAAACGCUUCCUCGCCGGCUCGGAGACGUCCGUUACACGUCCGCCAGCUUCGCUCUUUCGCGGCUGCUGCUCUUGCAACGUCGAGCCGUGGUGGCACUCCCGGAACCCGACGCACACAUCCGUCGCUCCUGCUGCACUGUGCCGGCUCCGGAACAGCUCUCGUGGGGGCCCAGCGCUGCCCGACGCCUUAUAUGCAAGAGUCCAGUCUUCGAGGAAUCAAUCGAUAACCAGGCCGGCCUAUAGAUGCGCAAGCUGGUGUCUUCCUCUCCGCGAGACUCCGAAAGCAUGGCUGACAAGACCAGUAAUCAACAGCAGCGGGAGGCUUCCCCAGCGGGACUGCAGUCGUGGAUAAAGGAAGAGCGUCUCGAUGAGGAAACCGCGGACAGGUCCCCCGUCAAUUCUAACCAGCAAGGCACCCCGACCAACGCGCAGAAUGACUGCGCCUCGGGAUCCCCUCCGCAGCCGCCACAGCAGCAACGGCAAGGCGAGUACUCCCCAGUCUUGGGCACGUCUCGGGACGCGGGAAGCGGCAGCGGCGGUUCGUCGCCCCAGGCGCCCAACAUCAAGUGCGAAGUCAUCGACCCCGACCAGCAACAGCACAGCCCGAGCAUGGCGGCUCCACGGAGCGUGGCUCAGCCGUCGCCGCCCAUGUUCUACACUGGAAAGUACGGUGGCGGCUUCGACGAUAGUGGCUUCUACCCGCCGGCCACGUCCCUGGCAAGCAUGCACAUCGUGGACGGUUCGGCGACGACCGUGCUCCGGUACCAGCCGUCCGCUUCCAGCGCGACCGUCCAGCCAUCGUCGUCGCCGUACUACUCGCCUCCGGUGGCUUCCACGAUGUCCACCUCUUCAGGGAAUGGUUCGCGCGAUGGCGCUCUUCUGGAAGAACAGAACGCCACCUAUUCUCACCUGACCCCGGCCAGCACCGACCCCUUGGGCUACCCGCCCAGCAGCCCGUACAGCAUGCAGUCGAAGGGCUACCAGCAAUACUCGCCCCCCGACUCAAACUCGUCCCCGAGCCCCGUAUUGCUGUCGUCAUCGAACACCACCAUGUGGACGGCUUCGCCGCAGCCGUCGCACCAUCACGACGACUUCGUUACGUCGUCCAAGCUGGUCACUAGCGUGUUGGGCGGGCCUUCCUGCCGAAUCCAACACUCGUCCCAUCUCCACAGCCACCAUAAUCACCACCAGCAGCAGCACCAACAGCAGCAGCAGCAACAACAACAACACCAACAGCAGCAGCAGCAGCAGCUGCAGCAACAGCAACAGCAGCAGCAACAGAUGCACCAGUCCCAGAUGAGUCCUCCGAGGACACCGCAGAGCGUCACGGGUCAGCAGAUGGGCAACGCCUACUCGCACUUUCUCCAGGGAAUGGAACACCACGUGGCGCAGCACUCGUCCAUGGGAUGGAACCACGGCAUGGAUUCCGGUCACGGGGUCAUGGCUGGCUUCGCUGCCUACGCCCCUCCCAACAAUGACAAAAGGGGCCUCAUCGGCGAGUACCCAGCAGCGGACAUGGAGUACUACGGGGGCGAGGGUCGCGAGUGCGUCAACUGCGGCGCCAUCUCGACGCCCCUGUGGCGCCGUGACGGCACGGGCCACUACCUCUGCAACGCGUGCGGACUCUACAACAAGAUGAACGGUGCCAACAGGCCGGUCGCCAAGACUCCCCGAAGAGUGGUGAGCAGACUGUCCGCUGCGCGGCGACUGGGACUGACCUGCUCCAACUGCAGCACAAGUACGACGUCAUUGUGGAGGAGGAACAACGCUGGCGAGCCUGUGUGCAACGCCUGUGGCCUCUACUUCCGCCUUCAUGGGGUGAACCGGCCGCUGGCCAUGAAGAAGGACAGCAUCCAGACCAGGAAACGCAAGCCCAAGAGUGCAGCCGCUGGCAGCGCGGCCGCCGCGUGCGGACCGAUCGUGAAGGUGGAGGCCGCAGCCGCCGCGGCUGCAGCGGCCAUUGCCGCGCACGGCAGCGCCCUGCUGUCGACGGUCACGGCCGACCAGUCACCGCACCAGCCACAGCAAGCGCACCAGGACCAGGAUGGUCAGCAGCACCCGCAGCAGCAUUCUCAGCUGCUGGGCUCCACGCGCAUACCCGAACCUGCUAUGGCCGAUAUGAACAGCCUGAUGAGCAAGAACGCUUCACUGCCACACAUCAGCCUCAGCCUACCCUUCAGCUUCAGCCAAGCUGGGAUGACGACCAUGGCGCCCACUAGUCAAGCCGGUAGUGCUGGCAUCACUACCGUCACCCGCGUGCCCGCAGUCAUGACACUGUCCUCACUGAUGGCCUACAGCGCCGCCGGAGGAGUUCUGCGGCAACAGACCAAUGGCCACUAUGCCCCGUCAACACUGGCAGCCCUGGAUCCCAUUGCUGCAGCCCAAUCAGCAGAGCAGAGGGCGUCAAAUUUAAUGAGCCUUACGUCAUGAAACGGGACUUAACGUGAAUUGACUGAAGCUGCUCGACUGAACAUUGCUUAGGGUACAUGCACUCCAAACAUAAAUGGAAUAUGGUUCCUGCGAUGCAAAUGCCUUGUCGCACGAUCUAGGGGAAUGCGACAGACUCUUUGUGUGCAUGCGCAACUGUAAAUGUGUCACCAUUGCGCAUGACCACGAAGUGCACCCUGUUUGCAGUGACGUGGCAUGGUGUUGUUGCUAGAUUUAGUGUUGCUAUAUUUACGUUGCAGAAACGUGUUUCAUUUACUUUUGGUUUGCAUAGUGCAUCAAACAGCGGACGUUCUGCAACUUCCAUGUGCAGUGCACCCGCUAUGCUCAUUAUGGGUUUAGCUCGCCUGAGCUGCAAUGUUGCCGAGGACUUCAUCCUGUGAAGUUUUUGCCCAGUGAUUCUUCGCUGCUCACACCCAGUCACCUCUCAUCUCCAUUUCAUUCACACACACCACGACGGUUGGUGCUUUGUGGUGCAUUGCAUCUGCUGCGCCAAAAAAGGUCCUCGCUUGCUUAUAGUUUGACGUCAUGGCCAUCGCCCCCACAAAGCUGCUCACAUUGGGAGUGAUGUCUGCAGAAGCAAUAGAUAUCACUAAACGAUUUCUCGGCGUUCUUUUUUUUUCUCAUUAAGAGAGACUGGCACACAAGGCUGAGCCCUUCAUAUUGGGGAACGUGUGUAGUGAGAAGCACUGGACAUGAUCUUGCAGUGCCUAUUUUUCUGCAUAGAUUUGCUUGAUGACAAUUCCUUGUCUACAAGCACAGUUAUCUGAUAUGUGGUGGAUUGAACUGCAAAUUUGGUCAGUUUGCAGCAUUAAAUUGCCAUAAUUGUGUUAAUGGCUCACAGCAGUGAGCGUUCAAGCUUCGUGCGCUGCCAGAAUUGAGCCAUAAAUAGGGAUGCGACACUGCACCCUAUUGAUAAGUGACCACAAACUGCAAUCGUAGUCAUAAAAGUAUGAGCAUCUUAAGAAAGUCAUUGCAGGAAAGAUAGAAGCCUCACUUUAUGACGUGGUUUGGCGUAAUUUUCCACAUAUGGGCUACCUUACUGUCAAGAGCAGACUAGCUUGAGGGAUCUGCAGUGAUCUCUGGCUCUGCAAAAAGCCUAGCCUCUCUAUAUGUGCUCGUGGUCAAUAGGUUUUCAUGGAUUUUAUGAAUGAAAUGACACCUCCGUGCCUGUAGUCAUGACGAAACAAACGGUUCAACAAAGGGCAUUCACCUGGUCACAGGGUAUUACACAAGGCAUUCACCUAUUAGUGCCUUCUUAUUUAGCUGCAUUAAUACUGUUGUUGAUUUUUUCUGUUAUACAGAGAGGCUGCAUAUCUGAAUUAAAACUCCCUGGCAUAGUUCAUUGAGUCACAGUGGUGUGCUUGAGUUUGCCAUUUUUCUGUGUUCGAUUCCUCACCAUGAACUUGUAAGUAGUUCUGACAUGUGCCUUACAUUGUACCUUACAUCUCUCGUUCCAAGUGCCAAUCAAAACCAUUCGUCAUAGAAUGGCCCUGAGGAGUGUUUGUACAAGCUCUCUUUUUACAGGGUGUCCCAGCUGUCACACAGCACGAUUUAAAACAAAAGGAAUGGCGUUACGCGAAGCAAGUUUAGUGCAUAUUGUUUCCAGUGCAGUGGAGUAGCCGCCAGUAAUUUUUUUGUUACUGAGAUUUAAUAAGGUAAUUGCUAUUAAUUAUCUAACUCAAGAAGUACUUUCCUAAUUAACAAAGUGUCAAUGAGAAAAUUGUAGAGCAACAUGAAAAACUCGCGAUACAGCUUUCUUUUGCUCAAUACGUGCUACAUAAAUGUGUUUUUCCGAGCGUGAAAGAAGCCCGCGAAUACACGCGAAGUGCCUCGAGCGACUAGUCACGCGACAAUUCUGCGUGUAUUUGCGGGCUUCUUUCACGCUUGGAAAAACACAUUUAUGUAGCACAUAUUGAGCAACAGAAUGCUGUAUUGGGAGUUUUUCAUGUUGCUCUACAUUUUCUCAUUGACACUUUGUUAAUUAGGACAGUACUUAUUGAGUUAGAUAAUUAAUUACAAUUACCUAAUUAAAUCUCAGUAACGAAAAAAUUACUGGCAGCUACUCCACUGUACUGGAAACAAUAUACACUAGGUUUGCUUCGCGUAGCGCUGUUCCUCUUUUUUCUUAAAUCGGGCUGCGUGAUAGCUCGGACACCCUGUAUAUGCAGGCUUUGCUGUACAGUUGAUCAUGAAAGCCUGUGAUCAGUGUUGUACUUUACUUUAUUUACAUUUCUAAGUAUACUUUUUGUUACCUGAUAGGUUGAUUAAGAAACCGUUAAUUUCAGGAAAACAUAGAGCUUCUUAGCAUUUCUACCAUCUUAAAACCUAAUUUUCCUGUACUGUGCAAUAUGUAGGGACAUGCUACUGUGCUGAUAAAGCCUUGUAGGUAGCAAGAUGCAGGAAGUUAAGUGCAUAGCACUCUUUGAGAGUACGGCUGUUUUACUGGAGUUGGCCAGUGAAUAGGCAAUCUUGUGCACUAAUUUUUUCUGACAUUACAUACAGCGAACAAUGUGCCUUGGCUGCUCUUCAAUGUGAAGUUUGUUAAUUCAUAUAGUUCCUUGCUAAGCUCAAGUAACAUGAAGUUUGUUCCUCAAGAAUUAAAAUGAAUGUUGUUUACAUUAAGAUACUUGAAAACACUCAGUGCCAAAGUCGUUCCAAGUUAUUUCAUUUGUAUAUUGUUACGAGUCACAAUUUCCGAUUAGAAAUAGCUUUGUUCAGCUUAAGCUUUUUCAGAAAUGCUUGCUGCAGACUCAUUCAAAAUACUGCAUGUAAGGCACUCUGAAGCUUCCGCCAUAUUUAACACACCUGAGAAGAUGGAUAUUUACACAUGUCAAUUUCAUAUGCCUCUCUAAAGUACAAGUCUCAUCGUAAUGUACCACUGCAAUAUACAAAAGCACCAUUUGCAUCUUCUGAGAUAUGUUAUUGCUUUGCACUAUGACAGUUUCAUGUCAAAUUUGUAUGUGGCUGGGACAGUAUCACCAGAAGCGUAGCAUCAUCAGUGCAAUCAAAUUGCAAUACUCAAAAAACACCUUUGUGGGUAGUCUGAAGGUGCAUGGGGAGAUUGCUCAAUUUACAUAGUGCUUGCUUAAGGUGUUGUCCUACCGAAAUAUGCGGCUGGACAUGUUGUGGUGCCCCCUUUGUGCCUGGUCUGUUUACAGCUCUUGGGCUGUUCAUUUACGUGUACAGUGGAAAUAUCUUGUUAUGGGCACAAUGCUGCGUCGUUCAAGUCGAAGUUGCAAGCAUAGCAGACACCACUAACGAUGAUAGAGCAGAAGAGAUACAAACAGGACAGAUGAGUCUUUCCAGUUCAUGCCUAUCAGAUGUUGUUGCUUGCGCUUCUUCACAUGAAGGAAAACUAGUAUAGCUCAGCCACGAACUCCCGUAAAGUUAGCUUUUUAGUUAAACCGCACUGUGAUCAAUGUUGUAAUGCGGUAAAGCGAGCUGGAAUUGACUUCUUUUUUUAUUAUUGUGUGCGUUUUGUUUGGUCAUGUGUUGACUGCCCAAAGUACAUCAUGAUUUCGUUUUAUGGUUAGCUAAAUGAACCAGUGUCAGCAUACACGUAUUAGUACAACCAGAACAGGGUAGGGCUGUGCUAUUCCUAAGACCAAUUGGAAUCAAACAUACUGCAGUUUGUGGAUUUAACGGUUGUUUGAAACCCUUGUGAAGCAUGCACGAAGAAAUAUGAAUAGUUCAAAAAUGUUCAACCAAUAGGAAAACAUCAAAGCUGCGUAUGGUUUUUUCUCGAACCAUUGAGAGCUUGUUGCUAGGAGGCAAGACUCGCAGCAAAAUUGCGACCUGUUGGUCGUGGGGGUUCGUGGCUACUCUUAUCUGAGUUGCACUCUAACUGCACUAGACGUACAUCUUCGUGGCCUUUUUAUGGUUUCUGGCCAUGACGUGCAUCUAUUCAUGCAGCGUUCUCACUUGUAAACCUCACCCUUUCUGUGCAACCACUUCGUCGGUUUAUUGAGAGAGCAUGCGGGCGCUCGUUUCGCAUUCACAAGAGGCCAGUCUUAUCUGAGAUGCUGCAUUGCCGCAAUUACGCACCUCUCACUUCCGGCUCAAGCAUUGUGCCAGUGCGGUGAAUUGUUUUGUUGAGUAAAUUUAAGUGGCCCCCUCCCCUGUUAAAGACUAAAUUAAAAAAAAAAGAACUGAAGGGGGUCUGGGCGUAUUGCAAUACUAGUACCUGUCCCAAGAGCAUGGAAUAGUUUGUUUGUUUUGCCAAUUCGUUUCAUCACUGUACUUAAGUUUAUUUGUUUUCACCAUUGUUCUACUCUUGUAUGUGAUUUUCGAUAUUCUUUGUUUCUUGUCGUAUUUGAGAGACUCAUUGUGUGUACAGUUUCUGCUCUUGCAAUGCGUUUAUAUGUUAUUUGGCUAGCUUGCCAUCCCGUACUAAACGAUCUCGCUAAGUCUUGGUAUCGUGUAGUCAGUGUUGUUUAGUUUAAGGUAUUCUUCGGUGCCCGAUGAAAGAACACGCACUGAAAUCUUGAGGGUGUGAUGUGUCGUGGUGUUCUUUAUUUCUUUCUUCUUGCGUACAAGCUGUUUGUUCUUUAACCUUCAGGCUUAUCAAAUGAACAAUUUUGGAUUUAGUCGGGGUGCAUUCUUUUUUUCGUUGCUCAAAACAAACGGGUAAUAGGUCUCGCAGCAUCGUUCAUACUAAAGAUUGUGUGCUUGUUCAUUAAUCCCCUUCAGUGUGGUUUCUGUUCUUGUUCGAUUUCAUUAAAAUUUGGUCAGAAAGA